CAAAAAAAAUAUUUACAUCAUAUUACAACACAUAGCCAUCUUCCUCAAACUGCAAGCUACUUAUUAACUUAAAACCUUGCACAUCGAUAUUUUUUACUUCCAAUUAGUGGUGUAAAUGCUUUAGUAUCGAGAAUAAGAGCUGCAAAGUUGUCCCUGUGUUCAUCAUGAUGCGUUACUGGGGUGAGAUUCCGGGUCCUGCGGGGGCUCCACCGAGCCGCAGCUCCUUUGACCUGCUCCAACGCGAGUUUCGCUCUGUGGAGAUGCAAGACCCUCCUCUACACCAGCCGUCCGCUCAGCGGCCGCGUCCCACCACCAUGCUAGACAUCCCCUCUGAGCCCUGCAGCCUCACCAUCCACACAGUGCAGCUCUGUCAACACACGCGACGCCUACGGGGACUUUUAGCUUUAGCUCAAACUCAGGCUCAGGGUCAAACUUCUGCCUCCUCUGAAGGAAGGUUAGAGGAGACAGACACCAACCUACCUCUGCGAGCACCCACUCCUCCUGCUAUGCCAGAUGACCUGCUGCCUGUGGACAGUAAAGCUCCCCAACAGCCCUUCAACCUCCGGCACAGUGACCCUGAAAGCGACUUCUACAAGGGCAAAGGUGAGCCUGUCUUAGAGCUGAGCUGGCCGUCCUGCAGACAGCUCCUGUAUCAGUCCGUGGCCACAGUCCUGGCCCACGCAGGCUUUGAGUCGGCACAGGAGAGUGUGCUGGAGACACUCACUGACCUGGUUCAUGAACACUACCUCAAGCUCACUCAACUGCUGCGAGUAGCAGUGGACAGAGAGGCUCGACUGGGCGCCACUGCUUUCCCUGAUGUGAUGGAGCAAGUCUUUCAUGAAGUGGGAAUUGGCAGUGUGCUCGCACUGCAGCGUUUCUGGCAAGUGCGGAUAAAGGACUAUCACAGCUACAUGCUACAGUUGAGUAAAGAUUUGUCUGAUGAGUAUGAGCGUCUAGUAAACCCAGAGAAAGCUCAGGAGGACUCCAAACCUCCCAGGAUCAAGGAGGAGCCUAUGAGUGACAUCUCGUUCCCUGUUAGCGAGGAGCCUGAGGCCGACUUGGCGUCUGGAGACCAGGCUCUGCCCAUGGGAGUGCUGGGACCACAUGGAGAGAGACUCACGUCAGGCUUAGACAGUGACCAGUCUCCUCACACCUCAGGUGGGGGAGGCGCCAACAACUCUCCGCUGUGGCCCCAAGUAAAAAUAGAGCCUCAUGACGGUGAUGACGGCCAAGGCUCAAGUCAUCACCAUCACCAUAGUGUCCUAGGAGGAGAUGUGUUUGAAGAGGGUGGUCCCAUGUCCACUAUAAGUGAAUCUGGGGGUGGCAUGCCUCCAUCUCCAGCAGGCGCUGCAUCAGAUGGGAGCUAUGGAUCACAAUCACCAGACUCUCUCAUGGGAGCAUCUCCUGUCUUCAACCAGAGGCCCAGGAAACGCAGGAAGAUGUAAUACUAUGUUUUCUAUAAAAUACAUUAUUUUCAUGGACCUAGAGAUCAGUGAUGCACAGCCAGGAAGUGCUGGACUUAAAGUAGUGGCCAACUUCUUUAGAAUGUUACUUUUGUUGUGUUAGAAGUAUAUUUAAGAUGUCAAAGUUGUUUUACUGAAAUGCCCAAGUAAAAAAAGAUCUUACAGUUAUUAUAUGCUGUCUAAACUUGUCCUAAGUAAGACAUUAAAUUCACACUUAAUGUUACCCAUGUUAGCAAUAGGAGCAAAAACAUAGAUUGAUAGAAAAGUAAGAGUAAAAUUACAGAAAUGUGCAAAACUAUUUCUGAAACAAUGAUGUGUUGCUGUAAGUAUUAUGAUUUGACACCAAAUAUUCAAGCCAAACAUGGCUAAAAACAGAACGAUCACUCCAUCCAAUAUUUGCUCUGCCUCUGAGUGACCAUCUGUUUCUAAUCACUCAUCUUUCAUUCAUGUUUUACUGCUCUUUCCUGAGAGGCUCUAGUCACAGGCCUAAUCUGAGUGACUGUCGGUCUUGGGUUGGAAACACUGCAGGACAGAGACAGAGAUGUAACACCUAUGAACUACCAUUCUAUUCUUGUAAUAUUUAGCGACUGUUUUCAGAUCCACAUAACAGGUGUGCUAAUAAUUUUAGCUACAGUAUUUGGCACGACAAACAAUGAAGCACAAUGAUAAGUCUUUUGUACUAUUUUCGCAUUCAUUUCUAAUCAACCCAAAAUUUCCCAUGAAUACUAAGUGUGGCAAUUUGUAUUAAUUCAUUGUAUUGCCUGAAGAAUAA
Periophthalmus magnuspinnatus is the source of this 2235-nucleotide messenger RNA. RefSeq names its product SPT7 like, STAGA complex subunit gamma (gene supt7l). The transcript is spliced from 5 exons. The record is from RefSeq and is a predicted model, not a curated record. NCBI's taxonomy places the organism in Eukaryota, Metazoa, Chordata, Actinopteri, Gobiiformes, Gobiidae. Gene Ontology annotation, molecular function: protein heterodimerization activity; transcription coactivator activity. Gene Ontology annotation, cellular component: SAGA complex. Bases 165 to 1445 code for a protein of 426 amino acids.